This is a messenger RNA of Salvia hispanica, 914 nucleotides long. RefSeq names its product microbial collagenase. The record is from RefSeq and is a predicted model, not a curated record. NCBI's taxonomy places the organism in Eukaryota, Viridiplantae, Streptophyta, Magnoliopsida, Lamiales, Lamiaceae.
UUUAAAUGAAAAAAUUGAGAUAUCAGCAGUAUGUGGCUAUGGCUUAUUCUCUUCUCCAUAGCUUCAUUGCUUCUUCUCCUUGUCACUCCCUCACGCCUUCCAUCUGCUCUCUUCACACACCCUUCAACCUUAAACUUGUGCACAAAACAACUAUUCCCACAUUCUCCUCUCUACAACGUCUCAGAGCUGCUGUUGAUGGCGAGCCCCAAAUCUCCACCACACCAUCACUUCUCGCUGAGGAACAACCACAGCUCGAUAAGGAAGUAGAGGAGUGUGUUAGAGUGCUUAAGAAUGCAGCCAAGACAAGAAAAGUUCCACAAGAAGAGAUCCUGAAUGCUUUUUCUGUGAUUGAGAAGGCAAAGGUCGACCCCUCUAAGUUUUUUCAAACUCUAGGAGGAACGGACUCACCAGGGAGAACUUGGAUGCUCGUUUUUACUGCUGAGAAGAAGCUAACUCGCGGUAAAUAUUUCCCGAUCACAGCCAUCCAGAGAUUUGAUGCAGCUGGAAAGAGGAUAGAGAAUGGAGUUUAUCUUGGACCUCUUGGAUCCCUGAGCUUUGAGGGCAGGUUAUCAUGGAAGAAAAGAAUACUUGCAUUCAUAUUUGAAAAAAUCCGGAUAAAAGUAGGGCCGCUUGAUCCGUUUGAGUUUAGUUUUAAAGGAGAUGAUGAAAGGGAGCCAACCAAUGCGGAUCCGUUUUUCAUUUGGUUCUAUAUUGAUGAGGAAAUCACUGUUGCCCGUGGCAGAAGUGGGGGAACAGCAUUCUGGGUGCGCUGUAAACGUGUUGGCCAGUGAUGUGUUACGCCUUGUGAGUUAUAUGUCUUGGUUUCUUGCUGUAUAGAAACAUAUACAUUCCUCUCUUGCUAAAUUUAUUUGCAAUAGAAGAAGAGAAAUGCAAGUAGAAGUUUAUUUCUGUGA